Messenger RNA from Lampris incognitus (smalleye Pacific opah), 2890 nucleotides. RefSeq names its product RING finger protein 150-like. Bases 118 to 1461 code for a protein of 447 amino acids. The transcript has 6 exons. Lineage: Eukaryota; Metazoa; Chordata; Actinopteri; Lampriformes; Lampridae. The record is from RefSeq and is a predicted model, not a curated record.
GCGGCUGGUCCCGCAUGGUGGGGUAGACGCGCCGCCGCCGCCAGGGCCACCAGGGCCGCAGCCGACGGGGACGGUUCCGUUAACCGAGCGGGGCGGGGAGAGGAGGGCGGGGGGAUCAUGGCUGCGUCGCUGACCGCGGCGUGCCGCAGCCUGGCCCUCUCGACGUGGCUCCUCUCCUUCUGCUUCGUGCACCUCCUGUGUCUGGACUUCACCGUGGCCGAGCGGGAGGAGUGGUACACCGCCUUCGUCAACAUCACCUACGUGGACCCGGCCACCGCCGAGUUCCGCACCGAGAAGACGGAGUGCGGCCGCUACGGGGAGCACUCCCUGAAGCGGGACGCCCGCGGGGUGGUGGCCCUGCCCGCCGCCCCGCACGACAGGCAGGCGUGCGACGCGAACACGCGGUUCUCGGUGCCGGCUCCGGCCGGCCCGUGGAUCGCCCUCAUCGCCCAGGGGAACUGCACCUACAAGGACAAGAUCCGCCACGCCGCCGGCCAGAACGCCUCCGCCGUCGUCAUCUUCAACGUGGGCUCGACCAACGCCAACGACACCAUCACCAUGCCACAUCCAGGUACCGGGGAGGUGGUGGCCAUCAUGAUCCCAGAGCCCAAAGGCCGUGAGGUCGUGUCCCUGCUGGACCGGAACGUGACAGUUACCAUGACGAUCAGCAUCGGGACGCGGAACCUGCAGAAGUAUGUGAGCCGGACCUCCGUGGUGUUUGUGUCCAUCUCCUUCAUCGUCCUCAUGAUCAUCUCCCUCGCCUGGCUCGUCUUCUACUACAUCCAGAGGUUCAGAUACGCCAACGCACGAGACCGAAACCAGCGUCGUCUUGGUGAUGCAGCUAAAAAAGCCAUCAGUAAGCUGCAGGUUCGGACCAUCAGGAAGGGCGACCAGGAGACGGAGGCUGAUUUUGACAACUGUGCCGUCUGUAUUGAGGGCUACAAGCCCAACGAUGUGGUCCGCAUACUGCCCUGCAGGCACCUGUUCCAUAAGAGCUGUGUGGAUCCGUGGCUGUUGGACCAUCGUACGUGCCCCAUGUGCAAGAUGAACAUCUUGAAAGCCCUCGGCAUCGCUUUGAAUGCCGACUGUCUGGAUGACCUUCCUCUGGACUACGACCUAGCACUGGGUGUGGCGGGGGUGGGGGGUGUCGGUGGUGUUGGGGUGGGGGCUCUGGCUCUGGAGGCCGUGGUGUCAGGGGCAUCUAGUGACGGCACCCUGAGCGAGGGCAGCUCCUCUGUGGUCCUGGACCCGGGUGUCCGCCGAGUCGGGCUGCCGCAGGACUACCAGGACCCCGACACACUGAGAGACAGUCCUGUUACUGCCACUACAGACACACACACUGGUGAACUCCAGCCUCUGGCCAGCAGUGCCUCGGUGGCGUCCCUGGUCAUUGCCGUGGAAACGGGCCUGUCGGACGAGGAGGGGUCUGUUGAACCAUCUCCAAUAGGGGACAAGUCCUGAGAGGAGCCCAGCAGAACCCAGCCAGAACCACACCCACAACGGACCGGACCCAAAGAUCCAUGUAAACAGGGUGCCUAAGAAUGACAUGCUCGCUGGACAGGACUAAGGUUGACCCCAGCUAGAACCAGAAUUACAUUCUGGUGUCGACAAUUUUUUUUUUCCCAUUUACAGUAAACCAGAACCAAGGCGCCCAGCAGGGAUUAAGUUUACCUUUCCUGGACCUUAGGAGGGUCAAAACUACCAGGAGCCCGAUUUUAUGAGACCACAUGAGAACAAGGUUCAGAUUGUAACAGGAUGGGACGUUGUGGACGUGUGUGAUACGUAGAACUGUGGUGGUUUUGAAUCGGCACCAAACCAGAGCCAAACUGAACUUUGACCCAGGUAGAUUAGAGUGGAACUAUGACAGGAGUCUGGAUUUUGAUGAAGUUUACCUAAGUUUUCUAAGUAGGAUGGACCUCCAUCUUGCCAAUAAGUUUCUAAAUUAAAAAUGGACCGGUGGGGAAACUCUGGCUAACCUAUUUUUUUUCUCAUUUUUUAUGUCCACCUGGACCUGGGCUAGCCAUUCAAGAAUACCUAGUACAUGUUAGCUUGCCUCUAACCUGGAUUUAACCUUGAGUUUACUUGGGUCAGAACUGGAGUUUACCAGGAGUUUGACCCUGAUCUGGCUGGGACCUAACGUCCUGUUUCCAUCUACCUGUCCGUCAAUUCCCUGGAAAGAUUAUUGCAGAUGCACAUUCAUCUGGUCCGUCACGCAGGAAGUAGCUUGACCUGUUUACGUCUGAGGUUCUGCACCUCCCACUGGGUCUAUGUGUCACACCUCAUACCCACAUCCAAAUACUGAGAUUGAAGAAACAUCUUCAUUUUGAGAAUCACAGAAGUUGCGAGGAUGCCUGAUCCCUGAAAGAUUUCACUUCCACCCGAACAGAAUGGCUGGGAUUUGAAUCCAGAACCCCGGCAUGAGAAUACCUCCCUGCUUGCUUAAGUAGCAGACGUCACUCAUUGGAUGGGAUUUUAAGACUGAGCUUCCGAAGUUGUUCCAGUCUGCCAUCUUUCUCACUCUUCUAGUAAGUUCACUGGACCGGAUAAAGUCUGAGUCUGUCCAACAUAAAAGGUUACAAGGUCACCUGAAGCUGACUGAUCCCACCAAGCAGAACUAGAGAGCAGGGGAGGUUUGGAUCUAUUACGUAGUGUGAUUUACCUCCGUGGGUCAUGUGCUGGAGCUGAUUCAAGAGAUCAGGGCCUGGAUUUCUUGCUCUAUUUGUAUAUUGGUACCUGUGCUGGUUGAGCACGGAAUGGACCUGUCUCGGAUAUAACCUGGAAUGUUGUAUUACCUGGUUCUCCAGGUACAGCUGCAGGUUGACACAUUGUACCUCGAGUGCAAUCGCUCAAACCUGAGGAAUUACGUUUCUGGUUAUUAUUAUUAUUAUUA